Penicillium cataractarum is the source of this 1422-nucleotide messenger RNA. RefSeq names its product questin oxidase family protein. The record is from RefSeq and is a predicted model, not a curated record. The transcript is spliced from 5 exons. NCBI's taxonomy places the organism in Eukaryota, Fungi, Ascomycota, Eurotiomycetes, Eurotiales, Aspergillaceae. Gene Ontology annotation, molecular function: oxidoreductase activity. The coding region runs from base 1 to 1422 and encodes 473 amino acids.
AUGGGUACUCACCGAGAGAUCAAAAUUCCGACGAAAGUCACGGUGACAGGAACGUUCAACGUCGAAGCGUUGCCAGCUGAAACGGCUGCAAAGGCUUCCGAGAUUCUUCAAAGUAACCAUGACAACUAUCACAUCUAUAUUCACGAUCUAGGCCUCCACAAUCAUAUCCUCCAUCAUAUACUGGCUAUCUAUGCGUUAGGAGGAACGAAUGCACAGCUCGAUAAGGCAUAUAAGCUUGCACUGGAUUCGCAACGCCCAACCCGACGACCAGAUAUUCAGCGAGUGUUAGACUUUCAAGAUCCGGAAAGGUUCAAGCAGUGCCUUGGACAAGGGGAAUACUACGACGACUAUUUCGCCUUUUUCCAAAAUGAAAUUGGUGAAAAUGGGGUACCCAAUACUGUCAACAAGUAUCUUUUCAGCGGUGAUGAAACAGCGGAAGACAUGCUGCGCCGGUUUUUCAGUGGAUUUCUCCACUCGCCAAUCCACCUAGGAUAUGCUAUCGAAUUUGAUCAACCGCUUAUCAUGGCCGAAGCAUUGGCUCUGACAGCGGUCCAUGAUUGCUUUUUUGGCGAAGUCUUGACCGAUAUCGAGGCUGCAGCGCGAAAAUCAGAUGGUAACGACAGCCUCAUCAAUCUGCAGCGGGAAAUCUACUCCAACAGUAAACUUCGAGAUGCAAUGAAGUAUGAACAUAGCGUUUUUCAGAUCCGGGAUGGACUGCUCGCACAUGCAAAAGACGAAUUCAUAAAAGUUGUCGGUAGCUGGAAGGUGACGCCUGAAGACUUGCAGGAAAAGACUGCUGAAUCUCUCAACUCAACUGUUUACUGGACAUCUCUCGCACAGCGACCCGAGAAGCAGAUUCGGGUUGACUUUUUCCUCAUGCAUUCGAUUACAGCUGGGUCGCUUUGGCCGGUGAUCAACAGCACCCCGUGGAUCUCUACCGAGUCGAAAUGCCGGCUUUUGGAAUGGAAAGGCCGCGCUGAUCUGAUUCUAUACUGCCAGACUGGAGCCCCGUGUCCGAGACCUGAAGAAUUAGCUUCUUACCAGCCACAUAUUCCAUCUGGAUGGGGUGAGGUUUUCCGGCGAGCCUGCGAGUAUGAAGAUGAUGGUCAUUUGGUUAAACUGAUCCGAGGGGUCGCCACAACCGCUCAAGUAAGCAAGCAGUAUGCCCAUAAAGCAGAUUUUAUGAUCAAGAGCGAUGAGGAGUUUCUCAAGAUUGCGCAUAUGGUUAUUGACUCCGCCGAACAAUUCAACCAAGAGUCCGUAGAGCAGGAGAGGGAGAUGAUUUGCGCCGAAUACAAACAUGCGAGCUGGAUGUCCACCGAGAUUCAACGAGUGACUGCACGCUGGCCUCGACAUGUGGGGUUUGAACAGGCCUGGUUCCAUGUUCCCUCCAGGAAGACGAAUGGGUCGGCGCAUCUUUAA